GUGACGCGGAGCGCACGUCUCUCUCGAUAACGAGAAUUUUUUUAUUCCAUCUCAAAAGUGUUGUGUUUCAUAGUGAAUGUGACCGCAGUUGCAAAGUGCAAAGGAUUUCAGUUGUUCCAGUGAUUAAUAUAUAGUUUUCUGUGUAUGUUCAUUGUGUCGAUACCGUUGCGUCUCGCUCCAGCGAUUCGGUUAAUAACUUAGAUCUACAGUGACUGUGUAAUAGCUUGACUAAGAUUUAAUACCGUGAAAAGGUCACUUACCUUGAUCGGAUGUAAUUGAAGGGUAUUAUUGGUGACAGUUUCUGGUUUUGCUCAGGUGUACAUAUUAUGAACAGUGAUGAAAGUUUCAUAUAUUGAACUAAAGUGAUAAUUAUAAUGGUACACUGACGAACAUGGAGCGGAAGUUGACUCGAGAGGACUUUAUGAGGAAGAGCUUCCGAGCUCCCCGGGUGUCGCCGGCCCCUGAAGGCCAGGCCACGGUUAAUGGAGCUCCCCCACCCUCUCCUGUGUCUUUAGCCAUGUUGGAAAGGACGCCACAACCACAACGCGCUCAGUACGAAGUAACAACUACGGGAAUUGCUCCCAAGCGUUUGGAACUCAACAGAGCACAUCCCAUACACCUCAAAUCUUUUCAACCAGAAUCCGAUGAAACCGGCCCCACUCCACCGUCAGACGAUGUGCUCAGAAAACUCGAGCGGCAAAUCGGUGAAAUGGAACGCGGGCUGGAAAGAGCACAGAAUGGAAACGUAGAAGUGGACGAAAGAGUACGUUACGCCGAACACGAGAAUCUUCUACGCACUGGAGUGUCUUCCGUCGGUGGCGGAGGAUAUUUACCAGCAGAUUCUGAUACAGAACACGAUGUGGUACAGUUCAAUAGGAAUGAAACGACGCGUAGCAGUACAGGUGCGACUGCACCCGCGCCCAGACCUGGUACGAGAUUAGCUCGAACGAAUUCCGAUACGCAACAGCAUUCAGUGGCUGCUACCGCUCGAUUGAUGCGUAAACUGGCUGAUGGGGGCACGAAAGACGAGAAGACUAAAGUGAUGUCGAGGAAAGCGAUUCAAGCGAGGAUGGAGCAAGUUAAGCGCUCCGUGGUGGGCACUAAACAUGAGCACAGAGUGUUGGCCGAAGCGAGGGCGGAGCCUGCGGCCAGUAAGACGCCCACGUCGCCAGUCUCCACGCGUUCUACCACGCAGAGCGCGUCCGAGACGUCGGCCGGCGCCGGCGGCGGCGCGUCGUCGGGAUGCGGGUCGCGGGUCUCGUCGCGAUCGCGGACCUCCGAAGAGCCGCACAUUGGCAAAUACAAGCUGCUCAAGACGAUAGGCAAAGGCAACUUCGCCAAAGUGAAACUGGCCAAGCACGUGCCGACCGGCAAGGAGGUGGCGAUCAAGAUUAUAGAUAAGACCCAACUCAACCCCGGCUCGUUGCAGAAGUUGUUUAGAGAGGUUCGGAUAAUGAAAAUGCUGGAUCACCCAAAUAUAGUGAAACUCUUCCAAGUGAUAGAAACGGAAAAGACGCUAUAUUUAGUGAUGGAGUACGCUUCCGGCGGUGAGGUAUUCGACUAUCUAGUACUACACGGUCGUAUGAAAGAGAAGGAAGCCCGAGCGAAGUUCAGACAGAUCGUCUCAGCGGUACAGUACUGUCAUCAAAAGCGGAUCAUACACAGGGAUCUUAAGGCGGAAAACCUGCUAUUAGACGGCGAGAUGAACAUAAAGAUAGCGGACUUUGGUUUCUCUAACGAGUUCACGCCGGGCGCCAAACUCGACACGUUCUGCGGCUCGCCACCCUAUGCGGCGCCUGAACUGUUUCAAGGCAAGAAAUACGACGGUCCCGAAGUGGACGUAUGGUCCCUCGGUGUAAUAUUAUACACUCUAGUGUCCGGGUCACUGCCGUUCGACGGGUCCACGCUGCGGGAGCUGCGCGAGCGAGUGCUGCGCGGGAAGUAUAGAAUACCGUUCUACAUGUCGACCGACUGCGAGAACCUGCUGAAGAAGUUCCUCGUGCUGAACCCGGCGAAGCGGGCGUCGCUGGAGAGCAUCAUGCGGGACAAGUGGAUGAACACCGGCUACGAGGACGACGAGCUGCGGCCCUACGUCGAGCCGCAGCAGGACUUCAAGGACCACAAGCGGAUAGCGCAAGUCGAGGCGUUAGUAUGUUUGGGGUACAACAGGCAAGAGAUUGAAUAUUCGCUAGCGGAGGCGAAAUACGACGACGUUUUCGCGACGUAUCUGUUGCUUGGGAGAAAGAGUACUGAUCCGGAGUCGGAUGGCAGCCGCUCGGGCUCGUCGCUGUCGCUGCGCAACGCGGCCGCGCCGCCGCAGCAGCAGCAGGCCGCGGCCAAUGCACACGCCGGGCCGGGCGGCUCGCCGUCGCACCGCGGCGUGCAGCGCAGCAUCUCCGCCAGCGCGCGCCCCGCCGCCUCGCGCCGCGCCUCCUCCGGCGCUGAGGUGCGCAGCGCGCAAGUUGGCACAACCACGAGCGCUGCGAAUAACACAACAUCAACGGCCACCACGACAACGUCAAAUUUCAAAAGACAGAACACAAUUGACUCGGCGUCCAUCAAGGAGAACACAGCGCGUAUAGCGCAGAUGCAGUUGCGUCAGGUGCAGGGCUCGCGGCCGACGUCGGCGGCGCCGAAGUUGGAGGCGCGCGCGCGCACGCUGACCGCGCAGCCGCGCCGCGCCCACUACGACGCGCCCGCCAAGCUCAGCCCGCCGCACGACGCGCCCGGCACGCGUCCGAACAGCGCCCCCCAGCCGGACGGCAAAAGCGCGGCGGGCGCGAACGGUUCGAACGCGGCGGGCGGAACGACCGUUGCCACGACGACUACAACCAAGACGCACGUGAAAAGCGCGUCGAUAUCGUCGAGCGCGGGCGUGCAACCGCUCACUGAAGCUCCACACAACGCGUCCGCGAGAGACUUGGCCACUAGACAGAGCGUAAACUCAUCUCUAACACCCGUAUCGGGCGGCACGGGCGCGGGCGGGGCCGGCUCAGCGACGCGCCGCGACUUCCCCAACCCGCUCGUGUUUCCCCGGAACGUGCCGUCGCGGUCCACCUUCCAUUCGGGGCAGACGCGGUCGCGCGGCGGCAGCGCGGGCGGCGCGUACGGCGACGGCGGCUCGCCGCACCAGGCGCGACCGUCCUUCUUCAGCAAGCUCUCCUCGCGGUUCUCCAAGCGGUUGAAUCAGAACCCGUGAGGCGUUGCCGCGUCGACGAGGCGACGUUGCCGGCGUAGAGAAGGAUGAACAUGUGCAAAAUUGUUAUGCUUAAUUUAUAGUUACGUGUGGUUGUUACUGUUCAGUGUUUCAAUGAAGAGUUUUCUUCUAUUUUUUUUUUAUUAUGCAAUCGCGAAACAUACCUUUUUGAUGAUAAAGGAUACGCGUUUCGUGACCAUGUCUCAGUAUCUGAUUUAAUUUUUUACGCGCUUACUCUUUAGUUUGUUUGUUCAUUUUCGCACUUCAUACAAAAGACGCGGUGAAAUUUCAAGUAUUACUAGAGUAAUUGAAUGUUUUUCGUAAAUUCUAUGCGUUGAAGUAAAUUGAUCUUUAUUACACAUGCGAUAAAGUACACAAUUGAAGUGCGGUAAAGUGAGAGCCAUCAUUUAGUGCGCUGAACAGGAACAUUUUUUUUUUAUAUAAAAUAGAUUUGUUUAUAGAGAGAGGAAAUUGUUAACAAUUUUUUAUAUCUAGAUGUAAGAGGAUGUGUGAACGAAAAACCCAUGAGAGUUCGGAUGGCGGUUUUCAUUAUUUUUUUUUUUUUAAUUGUCGCGACGACAUUUUUGUCUACAUGUUAUAUUAUUAGAACGUAAUUAGUGUAUCGACAUUUUUACGAGAUUUUUUUAUAUAAUAUUUUGUUACAUAUAGUUACAGUUAUAUUGGAAUGUAUUGAAAAAAAGGAAAAAUAACAGUUCAAUUAAUUUUUUUUGAGAUAGUCUUGCAUCACAGAUUUUGUUCUAUGUUCACAUCAAAAAAUAAAUAGAUAAUUAAUUUUUUUUAACGAUUUAAUAAAAUGGUUCUAAUGAUAUAAUAUGUAGCAGAAAUCUAGUCCCGUCGCGUAUCGCAUUUCAUCGUAGCUCUUAAGGAAUUCGAGUUUUAGAAAACGAAUUUUUAACAUUCCAGGGUUAUAUUUAGUUCACAAUACAAGCACAAAUCAUAUUUGUAUGAUUAUUAUUAGAGAAUAAUUACAAUUUUUUUCGUUCGUCAAAAUGUAUUCGAGACAGUGUGUGUUUGAUGUUUAUUAUAUUAUGAAUAAUUGAAAUCGUUUUUUAGGCAUUAUUUUACUGAUGUAAUUAAUUUUUUUUUUACUCCUAUAUAACUAAUGACUGCGAUUCGAGUUCAACAGAAUGAUUUGGCUGUCAGUUAUGUCAUUUUGACGUUUUAAAUGUCAAAAAAUAGAAUCAAGGCUUUUUCUUUUUGGUUGAAUUUGGAACUUUGGAGUGGAACUCGAUU
This is a messenger RNA of Colias croceus (clouded yellow), 4450 nucleotides long. RefSeq names its product serine/threonine-protein kinase MARK2-like (gene par-1). The coding region runs from base 392 to 3199 and encodes 935 amino acids. NCBI's taxonomy places the organism in Eukaryota, Metazoa, Arthropoda, Insecta, Lepidoptera, Pieridae. The transcript is spliced from 20 exons. Gene Ontology annotation, biological process: microtubule cytoskeleton organization; intracellular signal transduction; protein phosphorylation. Gene Ontology annotation, molecular function: protein serine/threonine kinase activity; ATP binding; tau-protein kinase activity. The record is from RefSeq and is a predicted model, not a curated record. Gene Ontology annotation, cellular component: cytoplasm.